Molecule: messenger RNA, 2823 nt
Organism: Elephantulus edwardii (Cape elephant shrew)
Lineage: Eukaryota; Metazoa; Chordata; Mammalia; Macroscelidea; Macroscelididae
Gene: POLN
Product: polymerase (DNA directed) nu
Exons: 25
Coding region: 1-2823 (940 amino acids)
Biological process (GO): double-strand break repair; DNA-templated DNA replication
Molecular function (GO): DNA-directed DNA polymerase activity; DNA binding
Source: RefSeq, a predicted model, not a curated record
AUGGAAAAUGAUGAGGCAUUAGUAGGCUUUGGUCUCUAUAAAACACCGCUCUCCAGUGUUGCUCAGAAGAUUAUGUCUGCUAUGCACUCAGUUCAUUUAGUGGAGUCUGAGAAUGUGAGAGAGAGUGAAAAGAGUACAGACAUGCUGAAGAAGUCCAGUGUAAAGUGCUCAGUGGUACGUGGAGAUGGGAAGACUCAGUCGCUGGAAGGAAAGGAGACCAUAGCUGCACGGGGAAUGGAGCGGGAAAGAAAACUUUUCCUGGAAGACAAUAUCAGUGAAAAAGAAAACAGGGAAAGCAUUCAUCUCAAAAGAAAACGUGCUACAUCUGAUAAUUUAUCGGAGAAAACAAGGAAUUAUAUGGUGGCAGAAGAAGAUGAGGAGGUUGAAACCUACCUAAAUUUUGGGAACACAAGUAAAUUUAAAAACCAUUUUUGUGACAUUAGAAAUUUAGAAGAUUGGGAGAAACAGCAGCUGAUUGAAAUGCUCCAGCAGGCGGCCACCCUGGUGGUGACUCUGAUGUAUAAGGAUGGCUCAACCCAGUUAAGACCUGAUCAGGCCAUAGUCUCUACUGUUAAAGGAAUUGUAAUAUUACUAAAGAGCCGAGUGGAAGAACACAGUGGUUCUCUGGAUGCCUCCGUCUCUGAUGGCAUUUUUGAGGAGUUUCCUUCGGAUGAUAGAUAUAUUUACAUAAAAAUAGAACAUUCUUCAAUUUGGAGCCAAGAGCAAGAUACAAAUUUUCAAUUUGUCAGGAAAGUGCUGUUUCAAACCCUGAGAUGUCGAUGCCCUGUUAUUUGUUUUAACGCCAAGGAUUUUGUGAGAACUGUGCUCCAGUUCUUGGGAGGGGACAAUAGCUGGAAGCUCGUUGCUGAUUUUGCAGGGUUGGAUCCUAGAAUAGCUGCCUGGCUUAUCGAUCCCAGUGAUGCUAUGCCUUCUUUUGAAGAUUUAGUGGCAAAAUACUUGGGGAAAUCCAUCACAAUUAAAGUAGACAGCACAUAUGGAAAUUCAUCAGGAAAUACUGUGAAUCAGAACGUGUGUGUGAACCUGAACAUACUCCACAGACUUACGAGGGACCUGUGCUCUCAACUGAAGGUGUAUGGUUUAUGGCAACUCUUUUGUACGUUGGAGCUUCCACUGAUACCAAUUUUGGCAGUGAUGGAAAGCCACCGCAUUCAGAUAAAUAAAGAAGAAAUGGAGAGGACGUCUGCUGUGCUUGGGUCUCGUCUCAAGGAAUUGGAACAAGAAGCUCAUUUCGUGGCUGGAGAACAGUUUCUCGUAACGAGUAACAGUCAGCUCCGUGAGAUUCUCUUCGGCAAGUUAAAGCUGCACCUGCUUUGUGGGAAGAAGACUCUCCCCGGAACGGCGCUGCAGAAGCACCCGUCCACCUCCGAGGCUGUGUUGAAUGUUCUACAAGACCUUCACCCAUUACCCAAGAUCAUUUUGGAAUAUAGGCAGGUUCACAAGAUCAAGUCAACUUUUGUGGAUGGCUUGCUAGCAUGCAUGAAAAAGGGCUUCAUUUCCUCUACAUGGAACCAGACAGGGACCGUGACUGGACGACUUUCAGCGAAGCAUCCCAAUAUCCAGGGCAUCUCCAAGCAUCCAAUCCAAAUUACUAAACCUAGAAAUUGUAAAGGAGCCCACGAGGGGACCCUCACCAUCUGCCCCAGGACCAUGUUUGUCUCGUCUAAAGGCCACACCUUCCUGGCAGCAGACUUUUCGCAGAUUGAAUUGCGCAUUCUCGCACACUUAUCUGAGGAUCCAGAACUUCUGAAGUUGUUCCAGGAAUCGGAGAGCGAUGAUGUAUUUUCUAUCCUGACUUCGCAGUGGAAGAACAUUCCCGUGGCCUGCGUGCAGCAUGUGGACAGAGAGCAGACCAAGAAGGUGGUGUACUCAGUGGUCUACGGAGCAGGGAAGGAGCGUCUCGCCACCUGCCUCGGAGUCACUGUGGAGGACGCUGCCCAGUUUGUGGAGAGUUUCUUGCAGAAAUAUAAGAAAAUCAAGGACUUUGCCCGAGCAACUAUUGCUCAGUGUUACCAGAAAGGGUAUGUCGCGUCCAUCAUGGGCAGGAGGAGACCCCUGCCAAGGAUCCACGCAAAGAACCAGCAGCUCCGGGCACAAGCCGAGCGUCAAGCCGUGAACUUCGUGGUUCAAGGCUCGGCUGCUGACCUCUGCAAGCUGGCCAUGAUCCACAUCUUCGCUGUGGUGGCCUCUUCCCCGACCCUGACAGCCAGGUUGGUGGCCCAGAUUCAUGAUGAGCUCCUAUUUGAGGUGGAAGACUCCCAGGUCCCCGAGUUUGCAGCUCUCGUGAGGGCCACCAUGGAGUCCCUGCAGCACAUCCAGACCCUGGAACUGCAGCUGCAGGUGCCCCUGAGGGUGAACCUGAGUGUGGGCCACACGUGGGGCUGCCUGGCCCCCCUGCAGGAGGCCUUGGGCCCAGCCCAGCCACCCCCACAGUGCUCUGAGCCUCCAGGCAACGCCUUCUCUGGCUCCAUCCUCACGGACCAGCUGAGGCCCGCCACCCCCACCCAGUCAAAUGACCAGAACUGGCCGCAGCCCCCAUUCAAAGAUCUCAGCCCAACAGCCCUGUCUCCAAGGGAUCCCCAAGAUCCCAGAGACCCCGGGGCCUGUGCCUGCCAAGAGGACGUGAGGGCCCUGCUCUCAGUUCCUGGCCUCACCCCUCCUCCAUGGCUUCAGCUGUGCGGCCAGCGCCCCUACCCCCCACCUAGAAGAGCCAGGACACUCACGCUUCCCACCUGGAGCCCCAAGCAAGGCUGGCGGGAGGUGUGGCAGAAGGGGACAGAGGCACGUCCUGGGGGCGACAAGUAG